AUGUUGCAGGUUGAAAAUGUGAAAUUACUAGAUCGCUACACAAAUAGGAAGGCGGCAAAUGGGACGUUAUACCUGACAGCCACCCACCUUAUCUAUGUCGAUGCCUCUACUGAAGUCAGGAAAGAAACAUGGAUCCUGCACCAUCAUAUUGCAACUGUAGAAAAGCUGCCUCUGACCACAGCUGGAUACCCACUCCUCAUUCACUGCAAGAACUUCCACGUGGCUCACUUUGUUAUUGGACAGGAACGUGACUGUCAUGAAGUAUAUACCUCGUUGCUUAAACUCUCACAACCAGCAAAACCUGAAGAACUUUAUGCUUUCUCCUAUAAUCCUAAAGUGUCUAAAGAGAGCCGGGAGAUUGGAUGGAAGCUGGUUGAUUUAAAAGUAGAUUACCAGCGUAUGGGAAUUCCAAACGACUACUGGGAACUAACAGAUGUUAAUAAAGAUUAUGAGGUUUGCAACACGUAUCCUCCAGAAAUAGUGGUGCCUCGAGCUGCUAGUAAGGCAGUGGUGAUCGGGAGCUCACGGUUCAGAAGCAGAGGCCGGAUUCCGGUGCUUUCUUACUUAUUCAAAGAAAACAAUGCUGCCAUCUGCCGCUGUAGCCAGCCCCUGUCCGGGUUCAGCGCGCGCUGUCUGGAGGAUGAACAGAUGCUGCAGGCCAUCAGAGAAGCCAACCCUGGGAGCCCCUUCAUGUAUGUUGUAGACACAAGGCCAAAGUUAAAUGCCAUGGCCAACCGAGCUGCAGGGAAGGGCUAUGAGAAUGAAGAUAACUAUGAUAACAUCCGCUUUAAAUUUAUCGGCAUAGAGAACAUCCAUGUGAUGAGGAGCAGCUUGCAGAAACUGCUGGAAGUGUGUGAGAUGAAGUCCCCCUCCAUGAGUGAUUUCCUCACUGGCCUGGAGAACUCGGGUUGGUUACGGCACAUUAAGGCUGUGAUGGAUGCGGGUGUCUUUCUUGCCAAGGCUGUGAAGGAUGAGAAAGCCAGUGUGCUGGUGCACUGCUCGGACGGGUGGGACCGCACGGCGCAGGUCUGCUCCCUGGCCAGCCUCCUCUUGGAUCCUUUCUACAGGACUUUUAAAGGUUUCAUGGUUCUGAUAGAGAAGGAAUGGAUUGCAAUGGGCCACAAGUUCUCACACAGAUGUGGCCAUUUGGAUGGUGACCCCAAAGAAGUCUCCCCUGUCUUCACCCAGUUCAUUGAAUGUGUGUGGCAGCUCAUGCAGCAGUUCCCGUGCACCUUUGAGUUCAAUGAACGUUUCCUUCUUGAAAUCCAUGACCAUGUCUACUCCUGCCAGUUUGGCAACUUCCUUGGGACCUGCCAUAAGGAGCGUGAGGAUCUGAAAAUCUUUGAGAAGACCCAUUCUCUGUGGCCUUUCCUCUUACAGAAGAAGCAAGAAUUGAGAAAUCCCUUGUACAAAGGAUUUACAGCUUACAAAGAGCUUCAACCAAACACACUACCUUUCUGUUUCCAGUUUUGGUGUGGGAUGUAUAACCGCUUUGACAAAGGAAUGCAUCCAAAACAGUGUGUGUUGGAUUAUCUGCUAAGCUGCAUGAGCCAGAAGAUGAAACUGGAGGACAAUGCAUCUGAACUGGAAAAUAAACUUCCUUUCCUCGAUGGUCCUUUGCCCAGUGAAGGCUCCUCCUUGUCUAAAGUAGGACAUGCUGCUUCAAAAACACCGAUGCUCAACACUCCUCAGGGUUAUGAAGGGGAACCACCUCCUGUGCUGAGCAAUGGUGCCUCGGCAGGGGAUGUAGAUGUUCCAUCAGGUGUGGACCAAAAGCACAAAGAGAACCUGUCUCAUCACCGGGACCUCCAGGCUCUGAAUGACACCCCUGACGUGAUGGACUCUGAAGGGAAGGGUGCAAAACCUCAGCACCACUGA
Nestor notabilis (Kea) is the source of this 1878-nucleotide messenger RNA. RefSeq names its product myotubularin related protein 8 (gene MTMR8). Gene Ontology annotation, biological process: negative regulation of autophagy; dephosphorylation. The record is from RefSeq and is a predicted model, not a curated record. Bases 1 to 1878 code for a protein of 625 amino acids. The transcript has 13 exons. Lineage: Eukaryota; Metazoa; Chordata; Aves; Psittaciformes; Psittacidae. Gene Ontology annotation, cellular component: nuclear envelope. Gene Ontology annotation, molecular function: phosphatidylinositol-3,5-bisphosphate phosphatase activity.